Messenger RNA from Exophiala mesophila, 1731 nucleotides. RefSeq lists its product as uncharacterized. Bases 1 to 1731 code for a protein of 576 amino acids. Lineage: Eukaryota; Fungi; Ascomycota; Eurotiomycetes; Chaetothyriales; Herpotrichiellaceae. The record is from RefSeq and is a predicted model, not a curated record. The transcript is spliced from 4 exons.
AUGCCCAAUUACGAUUACCAGUUCAUCAACUACUCCCACCCAUCCGAGCAAACCAGCUCCGAGAACCGACGGAAAGUAGCAUCUUAUAUUGGCAUCCACUUCAGAAACCGGUCCAAACCAUUGUACCGAUCUACUAUCAAUUCCGCUCUAGAUUCUGACAAUCAACACCACCACCAUCCGUAUUUUAACUGGACUUGGAGAAGAUAUCUACAGUUAUCUGGCCGAGACCAUCCAGUUCCUGCUGCACAACCGCCUCCUCAAAACAUCAACGUCAACAUCAAUACCAAUUUCAAUAGUAUCGCUGCUGCUUAUGCUCAUACAACAGCCAUCUCGCACGACAGACAUGGAGUUCGCACUGACCCAUUCUACAGCUAUCCAGUGGACUACGUUCGACCUAGUAUACCCAGAGCUGUUGACUAUUGGAUCCACAUCUACGGCCCAACCCACCUAAUCCGACCGAAUCUCCUAACUCCCGACCAAGGCAGAUCUAUUCUUCAAUUAUAUUUCCAAUACGCACUUCACGAUCCUGUUCUAUUCGAAGCUCUAGUCGCUGUAUCCCAAGCCAAUCUAAGUGUCCAAUCAUGGGAGAAUGCCAUCUCCAGUGUCGGUGCAGUUGCCGGUGCCGGGAGGAGUACCACUCGUCUUGAUAGGGAUACUUUAUAUCAUUAUGGACAGACGGUUCAACGAUUGAGAGGCCAUCUGGCGAAGGAGAAUGGAUAUCAGGAUGAUUCGGUUCUCUUGGCGAUCAUUGCGUUGAUUGCUGUUAAUUAUCUCUCAAACGACAUGGACUCUCUUGAAAUGCAUCUCAAAGGUGUGAGAAGGAUUGUUGCUCUCCGUGGAGGGAUUGAUGAGGUUGGUUGGCCGUUGAUUUUGAAACCAUAUUUGAUUAGCAUCGAGAGUUUCUGGGGCUAUUUCUCCCGCAACGCCAGUACCAAUAUCAACACCACAUCACAAACCUACCACGAAAAUCAAGAUCCCUCCAACCCUCCAAUCCUCAGAGUCGACGACUCACUAUCCCAACACGACGACGACAACGACGACGACGACGACCACACCACUCACUCCCCCUCCCCCACCCCUCUCUCCUCAAAAAUCUCCCUUCUCCCAACUGGCUUCUCCCGCCUUGCUGUCACCCACCAGCUCAGCCCCAAGAUCAUCAAUCUCCUUUACCGUAUAGUCCUCCAACAAGACCACAUCAACGCGAUAUUCACCGCCGGAUCAGCCGGCGACGUCAACGGGGCCAAUCUCGAAGAAAUCGAAAUCUGUAUGCGUUUACUCGGAAGAGACGACCUUACUUUGAUUGAACGAGUCUGCUGUAUGGGCGUGAUGAUCAGAUUAACCGAUCCAGGGAGAUUAUCGGGGAGGGUUAGUGCGAUUUACGAAGAGGAAGUGAAGAGACAUGCGGAGGGUGUAUUAGGAUGGCAAAUGGCGUUUGAAGAGGAUGAGGAUCUUAUGCAGUGUUUUCUGUGGUUGGCCAUGUGUAUGGCGGUGACGAUGGUUUCGCCGAAGGGAGGGGGGGUUGUUGGAGGAGGUAGAGAGGAUGGGAGGUUUAGAUUACUGAUGGCGGUGGCGAGGUGGUAUCACAGGGAAGGGGAAGGGGUGGAGUGGGAUGGUGUGAGAAGGAUAUUGGAUGGGUUUUUCACGAUUGAUGAAUGGUGGGAUGGUUGGGAACGGGUGUGGAGGAUGGCGGAGGACGAGAUUCGACGUCUGGAUCACGACUUACAAGUUUAA